Molecule: messenger RNA, 1424 nt
Organism: Anolis sagrei ordinatus
Lineage: Eukaryota; Metazoa; Chordata; Lepidosauria; Squamata; Anolidae
Source: RefSeq, a predicted model, not a curated record
AUGGCAGGCUUCGUGGAGCUGAGCACCAAGGCGAGGAUGCCCCUCCUGGGCCUGGGCACUUGGCAGGUCUGGUGCAAUUCCCAUGAAAAACCCCUUGUUAAGAAAUCGUGCCAGGAUUCUCUAGCAGAUUUGAAAGUGGACUACUUGGAUCUCUACCUCAUGCAUUUUCCUAUGGGAUUCAAGCCUGGAGAAGAUUUCUCACCUAAGGAUGAGGAAGGCAUGGUCAUCCCAGACAACACCAAUUUUCUAGACACUUGGGAGGCAAUGGAGGAGCUGGUCGACUGUGGGCUAGUGAAAGCCAUUGGCAUCUCCAACUUCAACCACGACCAGAUCGAGAGGCUCUUGAGCAAACCUGGCUUAAAAUACAAACCAGUGAAUAAUCAGAUAGAGUGCCACCCAUAUCUUACCCAGGAGAAACUGAUUCCCUAUUGCCAGUCCAAAGGGAUUGCCGUGACUGCUUUCCGUCCUUUCGGUGCUCAUACUCUCAAACCAGGAGACCCUAUCCUUUUGGAGGAUCCACAUAUUAAAGAAAUUGCUGCAAGACAUCAAAAAACUGUAGCUCAGGUACUGAUAAGAUUUCACAUCCAGAGAAACGUGGCUGUCAUUCCCAAGUCUGAAAAACCACAUCGCUUGGAGGAGAAUUUCAAGGUCUUUGACUUUGAAUUGACAAAAGAAGAGAUGGAAAUACUCUUCAGUCUAAAUAAAAACUGGAGAGACUGUGUGAUGGCUCACUGUGUCAAUCACAAAGACUACCCGUUCAAAGCCGACUACUAAUGCGGAUGCUCCACCAACAUCUCUGAAGUAGACUAUGGAACUCCUGUAUUGUGUCUUUGGUACCAAUUCCUAUUGGUAGAGAAUCAUACCUGGGAAAUAUGUAAUGAAAGAGGAUCUGCAGAGGAAGGUGAUCUGCUGAGGCACCAUAUCACUGAGGACCACUAAGGAUCAAUACUUAGUGAUCCUUUCUUCCUUGCAAAACCAUAGUGCCAUCAUGGUUGAAGUCUUUAUUGCAGACCAUAUUUCCAUACUACGAAUUCUCUUCGUGAUUAUCUUUGCGUUGUUAAUUUUACUAAAAAACUUUAGCUUUCUGUUCCAAAUUUAUAUAAUCCAUUUGAAGAUCUGAAAUGUAUGCACAAAAGCAGACAAUAUUCAGUAAUUUGUUAGUGUUGAUGUAUAUGUGCCCCACUACCCUGGAAGGAGGGCUGUAGUUUCUGACUGGUUUUGCAGCAAACGCAGAGAACAGACCCAUUCACAAUUUCAAUCUUCUCCUAAAUGGCUAUAAAAUGUUGCUAAAGCAUCAGAUUUUUUGUGUGUAAUGCUGAGUUCCUCCCUAGAUAGUUUCUGGUCCAGAUUUUUCCUGUAACAAUGCAACAGACUGCUGCCAAGCAAAUCUAGUAACCUAUAAAGUCUAGACUCCUGGCAUCAUA